CUGCCAACAACUCGCCCCCACAAUAGACAUCCCCCGUUUAUUGUUGUGAUCGUCCAGCCUUCCUCUUUACGAGUAUUCUUGCGCGCACAUUUUCUUAUGAGUCUGGAUCUGGAUGCAUUUACUACGCUUUCACGCUUCACCAACAACGUAACCUUACUCCAGGACUUUUCGUUAGCGCCGCUGGCUUCCAAUGGCAUCAAUCGG
Messenger RNA from Amoebophrya sp. A25, 204 nucleotides. NCBI's taxonomy places the organism in Eukaryota, Dinophyceae, Syndiniales, Amoebophryaceae. The record is from the annotation of a GenBank genome assembly.